Molecule: messenger RNA, 684 nt
Organism: Candida dubliniensis CD36
Lineage: Eukaryota; Fungi; Ascomycota; Pichiomycetes; Serinales; Debaryomycetaceae
Gene: PGA28
Product: Pga28p
Exons: 1
Coding region: 1-684 (227 amino acids)
Source: RefSeq, a predicted model, not a curated record
AUGAAACUUUUUGCUUAUUUUGCAGUUAUUACUUUAUCGUCGGCCAGUUUAAUUGACCUACUCAAAAGAGCCACUACCAAUGAAUGUUCUAUAGACUCUUGCUACAAGGCUUCUCAAACAUUAUGGAAUAAGUGUGGUGAUGGUAUCUCCAACUUUAAAUGUCUUUGUGACUUGCCACAAUCCUAUUUUCAAGAUUUGUAUGAUUGUUCCAAUACGUGUGGUACUUUACAAGAAUCUGAUAUCCAUAGCCCAUCAGAUAUAAAACAGCUUUAUUGCGAUGCUGCCUCAAAUAAUUUAUACACUUUCUCCAUUCCUUCCAUCUCCUUGGAUAUGAUUAACUAUACUGAUUUUGAAACAGAUACUGAAUCUACAACUGAAAUUGACACAAGAUCCAAAACAGAAACAGGAACUACAACUUCAGGUAGUGUUGAUGUUGCUAAAACUCAGCAAACUGGUGGUGCAAGUAGCACUGCUAACUCCGAAACAAAGUCCGGAAGCGGUACUACCAGCAAAGCAAGCAGUACUUCUGUGAGCGAAGCUAAAACGGCGAGUGGGUCUUCUAGUAGUGGAAAAUCAAGUUCAGCCACUAGUGCAUCUUCAACUCAACAGACUACUAGUCUUGCUGGUGCAGCAUCAGGUACCUUUGUUUCUUUAUUGGGUUUAUUUGCUGCUUUAUUGAUUUAA